This is a messenger RNA of Trichoderma citrinoviride, 3239 nucleotides long. RefSeq names its product RabGAP/TBC. The record is from RefSeq and is a predicted model, not a curated record. The transcript has 4 exons. NCBI's taxonomy places the organism in Eukaryota, Fungi, Ascomycota, Sordariomycetes, Hypocreales, Hypocreaceae. Bases 130 to 2787 code for a protein of 885 amino acids.
CGCACGCCAGAGACCCCUGCCGUCGAGAACUUUUCUAGACCCCGGAAGCAAAGUAUUAGGUCGCCCCCUGUCGGCGGCCCAGGUAACCUCCGGCUGGCCUCCCUCCCUCCCUCGGAUCGCAUCCCGGAGAUGACCAGCCACCCCCGACGUCCCUCUGUCUCCUCAAAAUCCUCACUCUCCUAUGCCAUCUCUCCAUCCUUUCCCCCUACUGCCGAGUAUCUCGAAUCGAGUCGAUCGUCCAGAGGCACGUCUGCACAACCUCCAAUCGCUGCCCCUCGCCCCCAGCUGGGCCAUCACAAUCGCAUUGACAGUCCGGUCAACUUUGCCGCGCCCGAACUGCGAUCCAGCUACAGGUCCCAGCUUACAUCAUCUGUCUUGACCAAGGCCAGCUCCGUCCCGUCCAUCUACGGGAACGAGGCCGACGCACAAGCAGACGCACCGGCUGAAGCAGACGCAGACGCAGACGCCGACGCCGACGCCGACGCCGACGAACCGAGCUUGGAAGAUGUUAUGGGCAUGUACGAGAGAGGCUUCUGUGACGACGACGACGACUACGACUACAACAACAACAACAAUACCAACCAAAACGACUACUUUGACCCCCCUCACAGCACCCGCAAUUCCCAAGACGACUACCACCACUACCACCACCACCACCAACCCUCAUACGACCACCACCACUACCCCUACGACGAUCAGUACAACACUGGCUACGGCCCUUCUCCAUACGACUCGUAUCCCCACGAAGCACAGGUAGAAGCAGAACAGCCAGAGCACCAGCAGGAAUAUCCACAAGAGUGCGAAGAGGAGGACCAGGAGCUUGAGCGGAAGCUUGAACAGGACCGCCAACAGGAGGAGCCUGAACAGGACCUGAAGCAGGAGCACGGACAAGAGCACGGACACGGCGUCGAGCACGGACACGCGCCGCUGCCAACUCAUGUGGAGGAAGAGGAGGAGGCAACAGAAGAAGAUUCAGCCGAGACUGAGACCGACCACGUCCCUGACAACAUGAUUAGCGUCAUGCAGCGCCCCGUGACCUCGAGGUCCGAGCCGGGCCCUGAGCGUAUUCGCAGCGAGGACUUCAGUGCCGACCCCGUGCCUCCGGUGCCGGCGACCCAUUCCGCACUGGACAUGGAGAUUAGGCAGUCCAAGAUGCUCUUCUCCAGCGCCGCCUUUACGUCUACCGUGCCCGCCCUCACCCAUGACCAUGAUCUCGACCACGACCCUGAGCACGAUCUGGAGUUUCCGGAGAAGCGCGACUCGUCGAGGACGGUCGAGUCGAAUCCCUCGGUAGAUUCGGACGGCGUUCGCAUCGACGCCAGAGGCGCCGCCACGCCCAGCCCGAGUCCGUCGCACAUUUCGCCGCCCUCAAUGCCCGAGUCCCGAUCGGUAUCCCCUUCUCCAUCCGUGCGCCUCCCCGCCCCCGAGCCCGAGAAGCCGGGUUCGCGCGAUCGGUACGGCUUCAAGAAGGAGAACCAGUUCAUCACCCGGCAGCAGUACGAUGCCUGGGACAAGGUGUACUCUCAGUAUCUCGCCCGCCGCCGCAAGAAGUGGACUGCCUACCUCAAGGACAGCGCCCUGAUGACGGAUCGCCCCCAGCGGUUCCCGGCGCCUAACGCCAAGACGAAGCGGUUUGUACGAAAGGGCAUCCCGCCCGACUGGCGUGGUGCCGCGUGGUUCUACUACGCCGGCGGACCGGCCAUUCUGGCCAAGCACGGAGGUCUCUACGACAAGCUGCUGCUGAGACAAGCCAAGCACGUCGACAUUGAGGCCAUUGAGCGUGAUCUGCACCGAACGUUUCCCGACAACAUCCAGUUCAAGCCCUCCCAGGCCACCGCCGACAUGCUCGACUCCACGACAAGCAGCGAGCGGGCGAGCCAGUCCACGGUGCGGGGUGCAGCCCUCGACGGCAGCGGACCUGGUCCCGUUGGCUUGGAGGGCGAGCCGCCGCUGAUUGCCUCCCUGCGCCGCGUUUUGCUCGCGUUCGCCGUCUACAACCCCCGCAUCGGAUACUGCCAGAGCCUCAACUUUAUUGCCGGCCUCCUGCUGCUGUUCGUAGACACAGAGGAGCAGGCCUUCUGGCUGCUCAACGUGAUUACGCACAUUUACCUCCCUGGCACGCACGAGAUGAGCCUGGAGGGCUCCAAGGUGGACCUUGGCGUGUUGAUGACGGAGAUCCGCGACACGAUGCCUGCUGUAUGGGACAAGAUUGGAGGAGAGCUGGACAACAGCGACCCGCAGGCGAGACCCAUGACGAGCAAGUCGGUUCGGAACCCUCUGAACCCUCUGACGCCUCGGCUCAAGAAAAAGGACACUCACCUUGCGCUGUCGUCUGAACGGCUGCCUCCCAUCACCCUGUGCAUGACGGCGUGGUUCAUGAGCUGCUACAUCGGCACCCUCCCCAUCGAGACGACGCUGCGCGUGUGGGACGUCUUCUUCUACGAGGGCUCCAAGACGCUGUUCCGAGUUGCCCUGGCUAUUUUCAAGCUGGGCGAGGCCGAAAUCAAGGCGAUUGCGGACCCGAUGGAGAUGUUUGGCGUGGUGCAAUCGAUGCCUCGGAAGAUGCUCGACGCGAACAAGGUCCUGGAGACGUGCUUCAAGCGGCGCAACGGCUUCAACCAUCUGAGUCAGGAGGUGAUUGAAGAGCGCCGGCAGGAGAGACGCGAUAAGGCGCAGCAGGAUCUCCUCCUGCGAUCGCGCAGUAAAGCUGCGACCACCGGGGCGACUGGCAAGGAGGCUGACGGGGAGCGAAAGGGCGGCGGCCUGUUUGGUGGGCUGAAGAAAUAGCCACAUAAUACCUACAAGGGGGAGGUUGGCUUGUUUGCAUUGAUACCACUUGUGUCUGUUCUAAUCUUCUUUCUCACCUUUUCAUCUUCACUUCUCUCUAUUCCCAUACACUAUAAUUCUUCUCUUCUUUUUUCCAUUCGAUUCAUAGCACGGCAGGCGUUUGAGGGAGAUGCCAGGUGUGGCCUUGGAGAAUGGCCACGAUGCAUCUGUAUGAAGCAUUAGCAUUUUCUUUUACCUCUUCUCUUCACCUCUUCUCUUCUUCUCCAACCCUCUCCGACUUUCACCUUCUCCUUUGUUCCCUACUUGACUCUUUUGCUCUUCUUCUUCUUCUUCAUACCUCUUUGAUCUUCAUACGGGGUGCGCGGAUCAUAUACAGGCGCUCCCCUUGUUUCAAAAUACCAUGACGACGGUUACGGCUGCAACCUGUGGCAGGUCCCUUGUUAGAGGAACUA